Molecule: messenger RNA, 1906 nt
Organism: Stegodyphus dumicola
Lineage: Eukaryota; Metazoa; Arthropoda; Arachnida; Araneae; Eresidae
Product: intraflagellar transport protein 74 homolog
Biological process (GO): intraciliary transport involved in cilium assembly; cilium assembly
Cellular component (GO): intraciliary transport particle B; cilium
Molecular function (GO): beta-tubulin binding
Source: RefSeq, a predicted model, not a curated record
UAAAGUUUACAAGUUGAUUUAAAAAAGUAAAAGUGAUUUAUUUUGCUUUUAAGAUAUUCUAUUGUUAAAAUAUGAUGUAAGCAAACGAAAUAUUUCGUCAGAAUUGAUCUAUUACAAGUUCUUAGGACUUUCAAAUGAAUUAGAAGUAAAGAUGCUAAACUCACACAUUUCUCCCUCAGCUGUUGCCUGCUGUAGGUCAACUAGUGAAUCUGAAUGUCAUUUGGAAACAAGAAGCAGUGUAUUGCAUCUUCCAUUGUUCAAAAGAAACGUAACUGAUCGACUGAUAUCAGAUCAAGGCCUUGUAAUUCCAAAGAAAAGUCCAAAGUAUUUAAAUAGACAUGUAAAGGAUAAGUCAUAUUAUAUCGGAUUGCUUUUGCGUAAAGGAUAUGAAAUAAGUUCUGAGAUGAAGAACUUAAUGAAAGAGAUUGAAAAAAUCCGCAAAGAGCAGUCAACGUACCAUGCUUACAGAAAAAAAGCCGAAGCACAAGUUUUAGAGCUGCAACAUUAUCAAAUGAUAUUGUCUGAUUAUAAUACGCUAGAAGAUCUUCUGCAGAAUGACAUGGAUGUAAGAGACGUUAACUAUGAAUAUUGCAAGCUGAAAUCCUUGAAUGAACGCAAAGCUACAAUGCUUGAGAAUCUUUUUCAGGCUAGGAAAAAGAAAGAAAAUUUGGUUUCUGAAUUAGAAACUGAUAUCAACCAAGAAAACUAUAUUUCGGAUAUUUUAGAUUCGACUGUGAACCCUCAAAUUACAGAACAAUAUAAAAAGCUGAAGAAAGAGAAUGAUCGCUUACAAAACACUCUAAAGGAACAAGAAGAAGAGCUGCAGCAAUUAAAUAUUCAAAGAAAAGAUUUGGAUGAUCAGUAUAAGUCAUUAGUCAGUUCAGAAGUAAGAAAUUUGUUUAAUGAACUUCGAAUUGCUGAAAACGAAAGAGAUGCACUUCUUGCUACCCGAAACAAUAAGGACACACCAGAAGAAAAAUUAAAUCUUCAAAGACAGCACGUAGAAAACAAAAUUAUGAUGAACUGCAUAGUAAAACAGCUGCGAGAUGUAAAGAAACACAUUUCUCAAGUUAAGAAACAACUGUCAAAGGCAAAAGAGCUUAGAAAUAAUUUCGAGAAUAAAAGAAAGAAUAAAUAUUCUAAGUUGCAAAGUCAUGAGGAAAUUAUGGACCACUUUUUAUCUUGCUCCAAUGAAAUGCGAUCAGAUCUUCUAAGAGAAAAAACGCAUUUGGAAAUUACGAUAGAAUCUUUGCUUAAAGAAAUUAGUAGAAAAUUAUGGUUGGACGAGGAAAAUCCUCUGAAUCAGCCUGCAACUAUUAAGACGUGUAAUUCAGAAAAGAAUGUAUUGGACAUAUCUAGUACAUCUAACAGAACUUUAAGACAGAAGCAGUUAAAAUUAGCAUUAGAAUUAGAAGAAACUGAAGAACUCGAAGCACAAAUUCAAGAAGAAUUAUCAAAUGUACGUCGAGAGAUAGCUGAAAAAGAAAAAGAUAUAGCCAAGUUUCAUGAUUUCCAAAUUCAAAAAACUGUGGCCGAAAAAAAGCAAAAGCAACUUCAACAAGAGCUUGAAGUUCUUAAAAGUCAACAGAACGCCUUUAAAUAUAUUUGUGAAAAUUGUAAUCGUUAUUACGAUACUCUUAGAAAGCGGUUGAAUAAUAACCCAACUUUUGAAGAAUUGUCAAGAUUAGAAAACAGAUGGCAUACUCUAGAACAAGAAAACUUCGUGAUUAAAGAGUCUAUCGAUUUGGUGAAAUCCAAAAUAGAUUAUUUCUCCCUUAAAAAUAAGGUGUUAGAAACCUCACGGGAAUUGAACAAAAUGUUAUGAAAUAGUUGAAAUUCAUUCAGUGAGAGGAGUUAAAAAAUUUUACCUACCUUUUUUUUUUUUUUUAUCUCUCUUUGUGUUAGA